AUGCCUUUGAAUACGCCAAGAAAUCGAAAAUCAGACGGGCCGGGCACGUCACGCGAUAAAGUGAUGACCGUUGGACCAGGGCGGUUACGGACUGGAGUCAAGCGAACACCAGGACGGCCACCAACGAGAUGGUCAGACUUCUUCACGAAAGCUCUGAUUGGAAGGAAUGUACGAUUGACUAGACUACUCUGGCUCGGGACAGGGAGAGACGCUAUUGGCGCCCGCUCGAGGAAAUCGAAGAUCAACGAGAGUAAAGGUGACACGGGUGAAGUCUUCGAACGGAAUUUCCUAACUACUGUUCAUGUGGAUCUAGAGCAUUCAAGUUUGGAAGACAUAGAAAUUGCAGGAUGGGGACAUUGA
Molecule: messenger RNA, 360 nt
Organism: Haemonchus placei
Lineage: Eukaryota; Metazoa; Nematoda; Chromadorea; Rhabditida; Trichostrongylidae
Source: the annotation of a GenBank genome assembly